AUGGGCUUCCUCAGCGCUCUCGAUGCUAUUGCACAUGGUGGUAUUCAACAACCCGAAUCAUAUGUCAAAAAGAAGAAUUACACGUUCGAUAAAGAACUUGGUCGUGGUUCUUUUGGUUCAGUGCGCAAAGCUGUGCGGAUCAGUGACAAGAAAGAAGUGGCCAUCAAGAUCAUUUCAAAAAAGACAGUCAAAGGGCAUUUUGAUAUGGUGCUAUCAGAGAUGAAUGUUCUCAAGGACCUGAAUCAUCCCAAUGUGAUCGGAUUCUUUGACUUUUUCGAAUCACGUGACAAGUUUUACAUGGUCUUUGAAUUAGCUACUGGAGGUGAACUCUUUGAACGACUCUUUGAACGUGGCAAGUUCACCGAAAAGGAUGCAGUGGUGAUCGUUCGUGCUAUCUUGAAUGGCCUUCAAUAUCUUCAUUCCAAGAACAUUGUGCACCGGGAUAUGAAACCCGAGAAUCUGCUGUUUAAAACGCCCGAUGAAGAUGCAGAGCUGGUCAUUUGUGAUUUUGGUAUUGCAAAGCAAAGCGACGAUACAUCCAUGCUGCAUACUGUUUGUGGAUCCCCCCUUUAUGUUGCUCCUGAAGUUCUGAAACGAGAAAAUUAUGGUGCUCCCGUUGACUUGUGGGCGGUCGGGGUGAUCACCUAUAUGCUUUUGUGUGGCUAUCAACCUUUCCAAGCCGAAGAUCAAGUUGAGUUGAUGGAUGAGAUUACCAAUGCAAAAUACGAAUUUCAUGAGCGAUAUUGGAGAAAUAUUUCACAAGAUGCCAAAGACUUUAUCCGUAAAUUGUUGACGUUGGAGCCAUCAGCUCGUCUUACAGCCGAAGAAGCAUUGAAGGACAAGUGGAUGACUGGCUUGGAUGCCACCGAUAUUGAUAUCUUGCCUGCUGUACGUGAGAACUUCAACCCACGACGGACAUUGAAGAAUGCAGUGCGUGCUGUCAGUGCAAUGAAUCGUUUGAGAGCUGCAAGUAUCGAAAAACGAGGUGACGGUAAUGAAGAAAAGAAUGUCGCACAGCUUGCUAUCCUCAGAGCUAUGGCCGCCAACAAAAACAAGCAGCAGCAACAACCUGCCGCUCCUGCUGCUGCCGCCGCCGCUGUUCCAGCUACUACCCAGUAA
Molecule: messenger RNA, 1119 nt
Organism: Lichtheimia ornata
Lineage: Eukaryota; Fungi; Mucoromycota; Mucoromycetes; Mucorales; Lichtheimiaceae
Exons: 11
Coding region: 1-1119 (372 amino acids)
Biological process (GO): protein phosphorylation; cellular response to oxidative stress
Molecular function (GO): calcium/calmodulin-dependent protein kinase activity; ATP binding
Source: RefSeq, a predicted model, not a curated record